UGCCCUGGUUACGCCACCUGUGGCUCAGUUGCACAGCUGCCUGGUAGGUGACUGGAGGCAUUGAGCAGCGCUCACUGGUAUUUCGCUGAUGUGGCCCCAACCCCGCCUCCCUCCCCACCCCGCGAUGUCAGAAAAAACACAACAGGGGAAAUUGGCCGCAGCCAAGAAAAAGUUAAAAGCAUAUUGGCAGAGGAAGAGCCCUGGCAUUCCAGCAGGAGCUAACAGGAAAAAGAAAAUCAAUGGCAGUAGCCCUGACACAGCCACCUCUGGUGGUUACCACUCACCUGGGGAUAGCCAGUACCAAGAACUAGCAGUGGCCCUGGAUUCAAGCUCCGCAAUAAUCAGUCAACUCACUGAAAACAUCAAUUCACCGGUUCGCACAUCUAAGGAGGAGAAGAAGCAUAAGACACAUCGGGUACAGAAGCUUGGGAGGAGCUUGUUCAAAUUCAAAAAGCAGACGGCUGAACCCCUGGCCCCAGAGCCCCCAGCAGGGCCAUCUAAGGUGGAGCAGCUACAAGAUGAGACCAACCACCUAAGGAAGGAGCUAGAGAGUGUGGGAAGACAGCUCCAGGCUGAGGUGGAAAACAAUCAGAUGUUGAGUCUCCUGAACAGGAGACAGGAGGAGAGGCUACGUGAACAGGAGGAGAGGCUACAUGAACAGGAGGAGAGGCUGUGUGAACAGGAGGAGAGGCUGUGUGAACAGGAGGAGAGGCUACAUGAACAGGAGGAGAGGCUACAUGAACAGGAGGAGAGGCUACGUGAACAGGAGGAGAGGCUACAUGAACAGGAGGAGAGGCUGUGUGAACAGGAGGAGAGGCUACGUGAACAGGAGGAGAGGCUACGUGAACAGGAGGAGAGGCUACAUGAACAGGAGGAGAGGCUGUGUGAACAGGAGGAGAGGCUACGUGAACAGGAGGAGAGGCUACAUGAACAGGAGGAGAGGCUACGUGAACAGGAGGAGAGGCUACGUGAACAGGAGGAGAGGCUACGUGAACAGGAGGAGAGGCUGUGUGAACAGAAGCUGCCAGGGCAGGAGAGGCUGCUGGAAGAGGUGGAGAAGCUGUUAGAACAGGAGAGGCAGCAGGAGGAGCAGGAGAGGCUGCUGGAGAGGGAGAGGCUGCUGGACGAGGUGGAGGAGCUCCUGGAGCAGGAGAGGCUUCGGCAAGAGGAUGAGAGGCUGUGGCAGCAGGAGACUCUGCAGGAGCUGGAGAGGCUGCGGGAGCUGGAGAGGAUGCUGGAGCUGGGGUGGGAAGCCCUCUACGAGCAGCGGGCCGAGCCACGCAGCGGCUUCGAGGAGCUGAACAACGAGAACAAGAGCACACUGCAGCCGGAGCAGCAAGUAAAGGAGCUGAAGAAGUCGGGUGGAGCUGAAGAGCCAAGAGGCUCCGAGUCUGCAGCAGCAGCCAGACCAGUACCUGGAGCCCCAGUCCCAGGAGCUUGGGUGUGCGGACAAGCAGGGUGGACUCCCCAGGAGCACCCAGGCUUGAGUGGAGAAGCUGUUGGUACAGGAGAGGCGGCAGGAGGAGCAGGAGAGGCUGCAUGCCAUUCUUUUCGGGCCGCCGAGAACAGAGAGCUAAACAUCACCAUCAUCUAAGAGCGGGUCAAGAAAUUUAAAAAAAAAAAAAAAAAAAAACGUUUA
Messenger RNA from Pan troglodytes (chimpanzee), 1639 nucleotides. RefSeq names its product putative golgin subfamily A member 6-like protein 19. The record is from RefSeq and is a predicted model, not a curated record. Lineage: Eukaryota; Metazoa; Chordata; Mammalia; Primates; Hominidae.